This is a messenger RNA of Penicillium cosmopolitanum, 276 nucleotides long. RefSeq lists its product as uncharacterized. Bases 1 to 276 code for a protein of 91 amino acids. Lineage: Eukaryota; Fungi; Ascomycota; Eurotiomycetes; Eurotiales; Aspergillaceae. The transcript is spliced from 2 exons. The record is from RefSeq and is a predicted model, not a curated record.
AUGAAGCCCGAAAUAGGAUCUUUAUUCCCGAAAGGAUCUUUGCCCCCAAAGCGAGCCUUCGAAUACAACGAGGCCGGUCAGGAAACUGAAGAGACUCGACGACGAGCGGCACGAACAAGAAUUUCGCGAGCUGGAGAGCCUCGUGUUGGAAUUUCAGCUGAUCGUGGAAGUGACAAUGAAACUUCAGGAUUGCAUGAUGGCGAAAAGGACGAUGAUACCUACAGACCAUUUGAAUACGGUCCAGGUCCAGUUUUGACACCACAAUCGGAACCAUGA